Molecule: messenger RNA, 447 nt
Organism: Penicillium concentricum
Lineage: Eukaryota; Fungi; Ascomycota; Eurotiomycetes; Eurotiales; Aspergillaceae
Product: transcriptional coactivator p15/PC4 family protein
Exons: 2
Coding region: 1-447 (148 amino acids)
Biological process (GO): positive regulation of transcription initiation by RNA polymerase II
Molecular function (GO): transcription coactivator activity; DNA binding
Source: RefSeq, a predicted model, not a curated record
AUGACAUCCAGGAAACGUUCAUCCGAGUCAGGCGCUAGCCUUGACAGCGUGCGCCCCAAAAAGGCUAAGGUCAACACUACAGCGGAAGCCAAAACCGACUCUAAUGGAGAUCGCUACUGGGAAAUAUCCAAGAUGCGCCGCGUGACUAUAUCUUCUUUCCGCGGGAAAACCCAGGUGAAUGUCAGAGAAUACUAUGAAAAGGACGGGCAGGAAUUGCCAGGAAAAAAGGGUAUUUCAAUGCCCGUGGAUCAAUUCGCUACCCUCAUCUCCAUUCUACCUGAGAUCGAGCAGGCACUGAGAGAAAAUGGGGAAACCCUGCCUCGGCCUGUCUACACCGCAGAGGGAGGUCAGUCUGAUAAAGAAGAACAAGGACAGGACCAUUCGGACAACCAAAGUCCAUCAAAGCAGAAUAUCGAAGCAACAAGUGAUGAGGAAAGUGAAGCAUAA